AAAAACAGUAUUGACUAGUAGGUAGAGCAUCAAGCAUGUGAGACCGAUCUGGUUGUACGGUGCACGGACAGAUGCUAGCUGUCACUUUACAUUAAAAUAUUCAGCUGGAGUGAAACACACCCCGUAGAAUAAUAUGGAUGGUGAAGCAGAGUACGCGGCUGCCACAGCCGGGGAUAGUGAGGCCAUUGUUGAUUGGGAGAAGCUAGCAGAUCUGGAGAUCAACUAUGAAGCUAUUCAUCACACUGUAACCAAGUAUAGAGAUUUUGCACACAGAGAAUUCAUAACUGAGAAGCUUGCAAACAAAGAACUAUUGUUCAAGUUGAACGGUGAUGAUGAAACUGCACUUCACCUUGCAGCCAAGAAGGGACACUUAGAAGUGUGUGAUGCCCUCAUUGCUGCAGCCAGAAUACUGGAUUCUCGAUCAGCUACUGAUAUUCAUCCCUCGCAUCCAAUAAGUUCAUGUUAUGAAUAUGUGUGGCAUCGUAAUCGACAUAAGGAGACUGCCUUACACCUAGCACUCACCAAUGCUCACCUGGAUACUGCUUGGGCAAUAAUAGGGGAGAGCAUUCCACGUAGUGGACGUGAUAUCAAAAACCAUCUCGGUGAAACUCCAGUCUACCUUGCCAUCAAAUUAGGCUACGAAGAUAUUAUCAAACCGAUGUGCGAGUCCUGGAAAGAUAGUGUACCUCUAGAUGGUCCUGAUGAUACUUCAACUGCUUUGCACACUGCUAUUAUCAACUUCCCAAGAGAAAAAGGGAGGAGUCAUUUGAUUAUAGAAUUGAUAAAAUCCCGCAAAAGAGAUAAAAUGUCAUAUUCGGGUUACGAAGCGGUAUUUGAUAAAACUGACCAGAAAUAUGACACUGUCUUAAGCCUGUCAGUUCGAGAAUUUCAAUUUGAAGUGGUUGAGACGAUAUUAGCUGAAGAUCCUGCAUAUAAAAAUGGACGUGUGAGAAAAAGUAAGGAUUUCAUAUUUCUACUCUCCGUAGUUCCCAGGAAGCCGGAAAAGGAGUACACAAAUAUGAUCAACUUACUCAAGAGAAGUUACCAAGCCAAAAAAGACAUUGGGCAUGAAAAUCAGACAGCUCUGCAUACUGCUAUUAUAAAACGCGAUGAAGAUUCUGUACUUAGACUCUUGAAAGACCAUGGUGACGAACUAGCAAGUAAAGCUGACUUUGAACGGUGGACACCCCUGCAUUACGCUGCAUAUUAUGAUUUUGAAUCGGUACUUGAUAAACUACAUGUUGGGUAUAAAGCGGAGGAGUACGAGUCUGCGAACAAAAAAUGGUGGGUACCAACACCACUUCACGUGGCAGCGAGAGAAGGGCACACUUUUACAUUGAUAAAACUUAUGGAACUAUUACCAACUUAUUUAUAUGUCGCUGCUGAUAGCCUUACUCGUCAAAAUAUACUACACUUAGCGGUGCUUGCAAGUGAAAAAGAUAUGGUAGUGCACAUUUUAAAGAAGUGUCCAGAAGAGCAUAUUAAAAAGAUUCUGAAUCAGCAGGAUGUCAACGGUGAUACACCGCUUCAUCUGCUCAUUCGCGACGGUUGUUUUGUUCCAGAACUCAUAAAGCAUGAGAAGGUUGAUAGAACGCUGAAAAACAAACAACAGUGGACUUCUUUCGACAUGUUGUAUUUUAAAGAUCAAAUCGUAGCAGAUCAGGUAAAAAUUAAGAAAGCACUUGAUGAUUUCCAAGCUCAAGAUCAGCAACGGAAUUUUUGGCAAACCUUGAUGUCAUGGCGGGGAAGCAUCAAUAAGAAAUCUAAAAUGCCAAAAAGUUUACUGGCCCCUAGUAGACUGAGGAGAAAAAAUGCUGAAUUUGUGAAAGGCAAGAAAUUGUUGAUAAAAAAAAAUCUUAUGCAAAAGAAGGAUGAGCUUGAUCGGUACAGGCAAAGGACCAACACUCAAAUUAUUGUUACAGCUCUCAUUACUACAGUAGCUUUUACGGUUGGAUUCACGAUGCCUGGCGGAUUAUAUCAAGAUGGGGAUCUGAAAGGAAUGGUAGUACUUUCCAACAAGAAAGCUUUCAUUGCAUUUAUGGUAUGUGAUGCACUAGCUCUCCUACUAUCAACGUCUUCCUUGUUCCUCUACUUUAUCGCUUCCAUGUAUGAAGAUCCCCACAGUGUGUCAAGACUCAAUAAUGCAUCAGCUGGCCUCAACAUCGUUUCUGUUAUCGCCAUGAUGUUAACUUUUAUCACCGGAACUUAUCUGGUGUUAUCCCACUCGCGAGCAUUGGCCAUUACUGUCUGCGUCAUAUCUAGCUUUUUUUUCCUUCUCGUUGUUAUUGGUCUAUUGAUCAAGUGGAGAUACGAUCGAAGACAAGAAAAGCUUAAUGAAGUUUGAAGUGUGUUUACGUUCAUCCUCAUUUUCGAUUUCCAAAUUUAUUUACAGUUCAGAUGUUGUGAGGUUCAAUCUAUAUUCAUGACAUUGUAAGAAUCAUAUGAAUUUAUAAAUUUUUUCUGAAUAGGGUAUCUUUUCUUCC
This is a messenger RNA of Daucus carota subsp. sativus, 2483 nucleotides long. RefSeq lists its product as uncharacterized. Lineage: Eukaryota; Viridiplantae; Streptophyta; Magnoliopsida; Apiales; Apiaceae. The record is from RefSeq and is a predicted model, not a curated record. The coding region runs from base 134 to 2344 and encodes 736 amino acids. Gene Ontology annotation, molecular function: protein binding. Gene Ontology annotation, cellular component: plasma membrane. The transcript is spliced from 4 exons.